AUUUUUAUUAUUGGGAGUUGUUCGAUUUUUAGCUUCUAUAUACAUGUACAUAAAAGAAAUCCCGCCAUUUUCACCAUAAAAACAAAAACAUUAACAUAUGUUUGUGUGAAUGGUCUUUAGGAAGAUUUAAACACUUUAUUUAAAUCAUAUAAAGAUUAUUAUCUGGACGUAUAAGUCGCAGUUUUCACGGGCUUGCUGUGUUUUAACUCAACAUUCAAAAAAAAAAAAAAAAAAAGAAUAAGUGAAAUGUCGGAUGGUGCUGAAGAGCUAUUGCAAAUAAGGCGAUUUUUAAAAGAGCGCCUUCAACGUGACUACACUACAUUUCGUGGCCAUGACACGGAAAGGGAAAAUAUUAGACAAUUAUUGCAGCGUACUGCAGAGAUGGCAGAAUCAAAUUCCUUGCUGUUAAUUGGUCCCAGAGGUGUGGGAAAAACGACCCUUAUCAAUGCUGUGCUUACUGAUCUGUUAAACAAUCCCGACUUUAUACAAAACACUUUAGUUGUUCAUUUGAAUGGUUACUUGCACACUGACGAUAAGUUGGCUUUAAAAUCAAUAACAAUACAGAUGCAAUUGGAGAAUGCCUGCGAUGGUAAAGUAUUUGGCUCGUUCGCGGAAAACUUGGCUUUCCUUUUAGAAUGCCUUAAGGCGGGCGACAAGCGUUCGAAGAGCGUGGUAGUCAUAUUAGAAGAAUUUGAUUUAUUUUGUGCCCAUCACAAUCAAACCUUACUCUAUAAUUUAUUUGAUGUGUCUCAAUCGGCUCAAGCACCAAUAUGCAUUUUAGGUUUAACAUGCCGUCUAGAUGUCAUCGAAUUAUUGGAAAAAAGAGUAAAAUCACGAUUUUCUCAUCGUCAAAUUUUCCUUUUCCCCAAUGCUGAUGACUUCUCGGAGUUUGUGAAAUUAUUUGAAACUUUGUUGAAAAUUCCAAAUGAGAGAGAAUUGAAGAAACAUGCUGAACGAGUGGCUUCUUUAAAACUAUUGCAAUCCAAUCAGUUAACAUUUCAUCGGAAUCAUUAUGAUCCUGGAAAGUAUAAAUUUAACAAGCGCAUCACUGACCGUUGGAAUAAACACAUUGAUGCUUUGCUGCAGCAGAACAAUGUUAGGCAAGCUUUGCAAAGUUUAUUUGACUAUGAUGUUAGCGAAGCUGGUUUGAAAAUUUUCAUCUACCGUUUGGUUGCACAACUGCAAAACCAUCCUGGAAGAACACAAGUUACAUCGGAACAAAUAACGCAACUGAUUUCUAGUUAUAAUAACGACACUAAAGUAGAGAUUUUAUGCGGCCUUUCUAUAUUGGAGAUGUGCCUAAUUAUUUCCAUGAAACAUCAUUCAGAGAUAUAUGAUCGAGAUCCUUUCAAUUUUGAAAUUAUUUAUGCACGAUUUAAUAAAUUUGCUAAGGUUUCCACGGGCAUGCAAAAUAUUGAGAGAGGAGUAGUACUUAAGGCGUUCGAGCAUUUACGCAAUUUGGAAUUGAUAUUGCCUAUAGCGAGUUGCGCCAGUAAAGUCCAAAAAGAGUUUGAAAUGCAUAAACUAGCUUUGACGUAUGGACAAAUCCAUCAAGCCGUUCAACGCUACCAGGUUCUGCCCACAGAAGUGACACAAUGGAGCCAAAGUUCGCUAAUAUAAAAUUCAAAUAAAAUAAGUUAUGAAUUUAUUUAUAAA
This is a messenger RNA of Glossina fuscipes, 1656 nucleotides long. It is a transcript of the gene Orc4, whose product is annotated as origin recognition complex subunit 4. The transcript has 2 exons. Bases 247 to 1620 code for a protein of 457 amino acids. Gene Ontology annotation, cellular component: nuclear origin of replication recognition complex; nucleus. Gene Ontology annotation, molecular function: DNA replication origin binding; ATP hydrolysis activity. The record is from RefSeq and is a predicted model, not a curated record. Gene Ontology annotation, biological process: DNA replication; DNA replication initiation. NCBI's taxonomy places the organism in Eukaryota, Metazoa, Arthropoda, Insecta, Diptera, Glossinidae.